GUCAUCAAUUAUGCAGGGUACCCGCACGCACUGGGAAGGAAGAUAGCAGCAACAAUAUGGCGACAACCGCAGUUUCUCCUGAAUCUUUUCGACAUCUGCAGUUCAGCGACGCCUUUCUGGAUUUCUGUUAACACUAAAAAAAAGCUGGGCUGUCCUGGAUGGCACUUAACUAAAGGAAUAGCUGCUGCAGGAUGAAAACAUGGCCGCUCCCCUUAUCGCACCGCCAGGACCUGACAGCUUCAAGAAGUUCACCCCAGAAUCUCUGGCCAACAUUGAGAAGCGCAUCGCCGAGGAUAAGAAGAACAAGAAGAAGCAGCGGCCCAAGUCCGACAGCAGCCACCGGGACGAGGAUGAGGACAACAAGGCCAAGCCCAACUCCGACCUGGAGGCCGGCCGGAGCCUGCCCUUCAUCUACGGGGACAUUCCCAAGGGCCUGGUGGCGGUGCCGCUGGAGGAUAUGGACCCUUACUAUUUAAAUGAGAAAACAUUUAUAGUGCUAAACAAAGGGAAGACAAUCUUCCGUUUUAGUGCCACGCCUUCCUUGUACAUCAUUAGCCCCUUUAAUCUAUUUAGACGAAUAGCUAUUAAAAUUUUGAUACAUUCAGUCUUCAGCAUGAUCAUAAUGUGUACAAUUUUGACCAACUGUGUAUUCAUGACUUUUAGCAAUCCUCCUGAAUGGUCGAAACAAGUAGAGUACACCUUCACUGGUAUUUAUACCUUUGAAUCGCUAACAAAAAUAGUUGCUCGAGGGUUCUGUAUAGACGGGUUUACGUUCCUAAGGGAUCCAUGGAACUGGCUCGAUUUCAUGGUGAUUUCUAUGGCAUAUGUCACAGAGUUUGUGGACCUGGGGAAUGUGUCUGCGCUGAGAACGUUCAGAGUUCUCCGGGCAUUGAAAACUAUCUCUGUCAUUCCAGGCCUGAAGACCAUUGUGGGCGCCCUGAUCCAGUCAGUGAAGAAGCUGUCGGACGUGAUGAUCCUCACCGUCUUCUGCCUCAGCGUCUUUGCCCUGAUUGGCCUGCAGCUCUUCAUGGGCAACCUGCGGCAAAAGUGUGUCAUCUGGCCCAUAAACUCCACCGAAACCUACAUGGCAAACGGCAGCAAAGGGUUCGACUGGAGCGAGUACAUCAUGAAUGACACCAAUUUCUACUUUGUCCCGGGACAACUGGAUGCUCUCCUAUGUGGGAACAGCUCCGAUUCUGGUCGAUGCCCUGAGGGGUACAUGUGCAUGAAGGCGGGGAGGAACCCCAACUACGGCUACACCAGCUUCGACAGCUUCGGCUGGGCUUUCCUGGCCCUCUUCAGGCUGAUGACUCAGGACUUCUGGGAGAACCUUUACCAGCUUACACUGAGGGCUGCAGGGAAGACCUACAUGAUCUUCUUUGUUCUGGUGAUCUUCGUGGGCUCCUUCUACCUGGUGAACCUGAUCCUGGCUGUGGUGGCCAUGGCCUACGAGGAGCAGAACCAGGCCACCAUGGAGGAGGCGGAGCAGAAGGAGGCCGAGUUCAAGGCCAUGCUGGAGCAGCUGAAGAAGCAGCAGGAGGACGCUCAGGCGGCAGCCAUGGCGACCUCGGCCGGCACGGUGUCAGAGGACCCGGUGGAGGACGACGGUGGGGGCCACCUGUCCCGAAGCUCCUCUGAGGUCUCCAAAUUCAGCUCCAAGAGCGCCAAGGAGCGCCGCAACCGCAAGAAAAAAUGGCGGCAGAAGGAGCAGCUGCACGGCGAGGAGAAGGGCGACAGCGAGAAGUUCGUCAAGUCCGAGUCCGACGACGGCAGCAAGAGGAGCCGCUUCCGUUUCCCUGACAACCGGCUGGGCAGGAAGACAUCCAUCAUGGACCAGUCCCUCCUCAGCAUUCCCGGCUCCCCGUUCAUGUCGCGCCACAACAGCAAGAGCAGCAUCUUCAGCUUCAAGGGCCGCUCCAAGGACGUGGGCUCGGAGAACGAGUUCGCCGACGACGAGCACAGCACGGUGGAGGAGAGCGAGGACCGCCGCGGCUCCCUCUUCAUCCCCUACCGCCGCAACAGCUACAGCGGCUACAGCCAGGGCUCGUCCCGCAUCAACCCGCUGGUCGCCCACUGCAAGCGCAACAGCACCGUGGACUGCAACGGCGUGGUGUCGCUCAUAGGACCCGGGCCGGGCGGACGCCUUCUGCCUGAGCAAGCAACAGAUGUUGACGUGAAGAAGAAGCAUUCGGGCUCCCUGAUGGUGUCUGUGGAGCAGCUCAACACAUCCUUUGGACGCAAAGACCGGGCCAACAGUGCAAUGAGUGUCAUCACCAACACUUUAGUGGAAGAACUGGAGGAGUCCCAGCGCAAGUGCCCGCCAUGCUGGUACAAGUUCGCCAACACCUUCCUCAUCUGGGAGUGCUGUCCUAUGUGGCUGAAGAUCAAGGAGAUCGUCAACCUGAUAGUGAUGGACCCCUUCGUGGACUUGGCCAUAACCAUCUGCAUUGUCCUCAACACCGUCUUCAUGGCCAUGGAGCACUACCCCAUGGAGCCUGACUUUGAGGAAGUGCUGUACGUCGGAAAUCUGGUGUUCACUGGGAUCUUCACGGCUGAGAUGUUUGCCAAACUCGUUGCUAUGGAUCCAUACUACUACUUCCAGGAGGGCUGGAACAUAUUUGACGGCUUCAUUGUGAGCCUGAGUUUGGUAGAGCUGGGCCUGGCUGAUGUGGAGGGGCUAUCUGUGCUGCGAUCCUUCCGAUUGCUGCGAGUGUUCAAGCUGGCCAAGUCCUGGCCGACCCUCAACAUGCUGAUCAAGAUCAUUGGGAACUCGGUGGGUGCCCUGGGAAACCUGACCCUGGUGCUGGCCAUCAUCGUCUUCAUCUUUGCCGUGGUGGGCAUGCAGCUCUUCGGCAAGAGCUACAAGGACUGCGUGUGCAAGAUCGCCCAGGACUGCGAGCUUCCGCGCUGGCACAUGAACGACUUCUUCCACUCCUUCCUGAUCGUGUUCCGGGUGCUGUGUGGGGAGUGGAUCGAGACCAUGUGGGACUGCAUGGAAGUGGCAGGACAGACGAUGUGUCUCACCGUCUUCAUGAUGGUCAUGGUCAUCGGAAACCUUGUGGUACUGAACCUGUUCCUUGCCUUGCUGCUGAGCUCCUUCAGUGCAGACAACCUGGCGGCCACGGAUGACGACGGCGAGAUGAACAACCUGCAGAUCUCCGUCAUCCGCAUCAAGAAGGGCAUCGCCUGGCUGAAGAUCAACAUUCGGGUGCUCGCGGCGACCCUGCUGAAGAAGGAUAAGGAGACGGACGAGGUGAAGCCGCUGGACGACAUGUACGACAAGAAGCUCAACUGCAUCGCCAACCACACGGGCGUGGACAUCAACCGCGAGCUGGACUACCAGAAGAACGGCAACGGCACUACCAGCGGCAUCGGCAGCAGCGUGGGGAAGUACAUGAUCGACGAGGACCGCAUGUCCUUCAUCCACAACCCCAACCUGACUGUGCGCGUGCCCAUCGCCGUGGGCGAGUCCGACUUCGAGAACCUCAACACCGAGGACUUCAGCAGCGAGUCGGACGUGGAGGGCAGCAAAGACUUGGAUGACACCAGCUCCUCAGAGGGAAGCACCAUUGACAUUAAGCCCGAUGUAGAGGACGUAGUGGUGGUGGAGGCUGUGGAAGAGUACCUGGAUCCAGAGGCCUGCUGGACAGAAGCCUGUAUUGCCCGGUACAAGUGCUGCGACGUGCCAAUCACUGAGGGCUGGGGGAAGUACUGGUGGUACCUGAGGAAGACCUGCUUCCUGAUCGUGGAACACAACUGGUUCGAGACUCUCAUCAUCUUCAUGAUCCUGCUCAGCAGUGGGGCACUGGCCUUUGAGGACGUGUACAUUGAGCAGAGGAAGACCAUCCGCGUCAUCCUGGAGUACGCCGACCGAGUCUUCACCUACAUCUUCAUCCUGGAGAUGCUGCUGAAGUGGGUGGCCUAUGGCUUCGUCAAGUACUUCACCAACGCCUGGUGCUGGCUCGACUUCUUCAUCGUGGAUGUGUCUAUAGUCAGCCUUAUAGCAAAUGCCCUGGGCUACUCCGAUCUAGGCCCCAUUAAAUCACUCAGGACACUAAGGGCCUUGAGACCGCUCAGAGCUCUGUCACGAUUUGAAGGGAUGAGGGUGGUAGUCAACGCCCUGGUCGGAGCCAUUCCCUCCAUUAUGAAUGUGUUGCUGGUGUGCCUCAUCUUUUGGCUAAUUUUCAGCAUCAUGGGGGUCAACUUGUUCGCCGGAAAGUAUUACUAUUGUCACAAUGAGACGGCCGAGGAGCGCUUUGAGGCCGACGAAGUCAACAACAAGACCCAGUGCUUCAACCUCAUCAACGCUAACUUCACCGAGGUCCGGUGGAAGAACGUAAAGAUCAACUUUGACAACGUGGGGGCUGGCUACCUGGCCCUGCUGCAAGUGGCCACUUUUAAGGGCUGGAUGGACAUCAUGUACGCUGCAGUAGACUCCAGAAAAGUGGAGGAUCAGCCCAUCUAUGAGGACAACAUCUACAUGUACAUCUACUUUGUCAUCUUCAUCAUCUUUGGCUCCUUCUUCACCCUCAACCUCUUCAUUGGUGUAAUCAUCGACAACUUCAAUCAGCAGAAGAAGAAGUUUGGGGGCCAGGAUAUUUUCAUGACUGAAGAGCAGAAAAAAUAUUACAAUGCCAUGAAAAAACUGGGCUCUAAGAAACCACAGAAACCCAUCCCUCGACCGCUGAACAAAAUCCAGGGGAUGGUGUUCGACUUUGUGACGCAACAGGUUUUUGACAUCUCCAUCAUGAUCCUAAUUUGCCUCAACAUGGUGACCAUGAUGGUAGAGACAGAUGAUCAGACACCUGAGAUGGAGGACAUCCUAUACUGGAUCAACUUCAUUUUCAUCAUUGCCUUCACCAGUGAGUUUGUGCUCAAGCUCUUCGCCCUGCGACAUUACUACUUCACCAUAGGAUGGAACAUCUUCGAUGUGGUUGUGGUCAUCCUCUCCAUUGUGGGUAUGUUCCUGGCAGACCUUAUUGAAAAGUACUUUGUGUCACCAACUUUGUUCAGGGUGAUCCGUCUGGCCCGUAUUGGACGCAUCCUGCGUCUGAUCAAGGGGGCUAAGGGCAUCCGAACUUUGCUGUUUGCGCUGAUGAUGUCACUUCCUGCCUUGUUCAACAUUGGCCUGCUGCUCUUUCUGGUCAUGUUCAUCUUCUCCAUCUUCGGCAUGUCCAACUUCGCCUACGUCAAGAGGGAGGCGGGCAUCGACGACAUGUACAACUUCGAGACCUUCGGGAACAGCAUGAUCUGCCUGUUCAUGAUCACCACCUCGGCCGGCUGGGACGGCCUGCUCCUGCCCAUCCUCAAUCGGCCGCCCGACUGCAGCCUGGAGAAGGAGAACCCCGGCACCUCGGUCAAGGGCAACUGCGGCAACCCCUCGGUGGGCAUCUUCUUCUUCGUCAUGUACAUCAUCAUCUCCUUCCUCAUCGUGGUCAACAUGUACAUCGCCAUCAUCCUGGAGAACUUCAGCGUGGCCACGGAGGAGAGCGCCGACCCGCUGAGCGAGGACGACUUCGAGACCUUCUACGAGAUCUGGGAGAAGUUCGACCCGGACGCCUCGCAGUUCAUCGCCUACGCCAAGCUCUCCGACUUCGCCGACGCCCUGGAGCACCCGCUGCGGGUGCCCAAGCCCAACACCAUCGAGCUGAUCGCCAUGGACAUGCCCAUGGUGAGCGGGGACCGCAUCCACUGUCUGGACAUCCUGUUCGCCUUCACCAAGCGCGUGCUGGGCGACAGCGGCGAGCUGGACAUGCUGCGGCAGCAGAUGGAGGAGCGCUUCGUGGCGGCCAACCCGUCCAAGGUGUCCUAUGAGCCCAUCACCACCACGCUGAGGCGCAAGCAGGAGGAGGUGUCCGCCAUCACCAUCCAGCGGGCCUACCGCUUCCACCUGGCCAGACGCGGCUUCGUCUGCAAGCGCAGGCCGGCGGGCGACAAACUGGAGAACGGGGGGACCAAUCAGGAGAAAAAAGAGGGGACGCCCUCGACUGCCUCCCUGCCUUCCUAUGACAGUGUGACCAAACCUGACAAGGAAAAACAGGAGGAGAAUGAGGGGCGGGGGAGGAAAGAGAGGGGCAGAAACCAAAAAGACGUCAGGGAAUCCAAGUGUUAGAAUACAAUAACAAUAAUUAACUAAUAAUAAUGAAUUAAAAAUAACAAUAAUAAUAAUAUGUUAAAGCAAAGAGAGAGGGAAAACCCCAUGAAAUCACAAUAAGCAGAUUAUUUCAUUUGCAAGUUUAAACAACAAAAAAAAAGAGAAAAAGUGAAAAUACAAAUAAAAUAAUUGUUUACAGACUUCGUUAAUGUAUCAAUGCAGAAGAAACGGCUUGGUUUCUUACAGCUUUGAAGACACUUAAACUCAAUUAAACCAAACAUAAUCAGCUUACUGUGUGACCUUGUUGCAUCAAGACUUAAGAUUUCAAUAAAUAGUUAAGAAAAACGAAGAAUCGAAAGAAGAAGACGACGCUCCCGCGCCGACAAAAAACUCUGUUUGUUGGGUGGGGGGGGACGGGACGUCUGUGACAGAGCGGGGGAAUGUGAGCGGAGCAAGAGGAGGAAGACUCGCGCGAGAUCUCCGCAAUCGCCACACAUGGAUUCCUGUUCAGGAGCAGCGCCAUGGUGGAUUUUUUUUCCCAAAGGAAAUAGCACUGCUGGACUCUUAAAACAACAGCUCAAAGCAGUCUGAAGGGUUCUCUGAGUCAUUUUCAUAUUUAGAAAACGGGGGGGUAGCUGCAAAGCUAAAACAAACGAAACUGAGACAGGUGGGGGAAACGAAAGCUAGAGAGAGAAAAAAAAACCCAAUAAAAAUAUAAGGGUUUUUUUUUUUUUGUUUGUUCAUGCCGAGUAUACUUGCAUCUUACCAUCUGAGCUGCAAAAAAGGGAACUAGGAAAAAAAAAAAUUAAACAUUGCCCACAUUACUUAAUCAUUUUAUCUUUGUUAUACCCGCAUAUAAAAAAAAAUUUUCUACAUGGGCUUUCACACUGAUUGGGAAGGGGGAACUAAUUAGGGCUUUGACCUGGGCUGAAACGGGGACUUGCUCAGUCAGAUUUCCAGAUAAAUAAAUAAUCGUGCUCGUUCAAUGCAUAGAAAUGACUUGCAUGAUGGCAUGUUUUGAUCAGGAAUCUUGCAUGAUUAAACAUAGUCCACAAGACACUAAUACUACAGACCACAACAGUGGCUUGACCAUGAGUUUGAGGCUGUCCACUGGAUAUAAAAGAAUAUAUAAAAAGAUGAAAAAAUUCAGAUAUUAUAUUGAUGGUGAUACACUAUAUUGGAUUUUAAAAGAAAGCUAAAAAUCCAAAGUCAAUCCUGCCCUUAACAAAUGGUACCAUCCAAACAGACAGAUCUCUCUUUGUAGCCGCAUUUGGUUGAAAUAAAUUGCAAACAUUCAGUAGCUGCUGUUUUAAUUAUUGCCAUUAUUGUGGCACAUUAAAUAAGAAACAAUACAAGAAUGUGCUGCUCUGGAUUAUGUGAACGAGAUGAAUGGGAAUGCCUGUUUAUAUAUAGAGAACGAGGAAAAAACAAGAAAUAUGCAGUAAACUACAACAAAUUAUUUCUUUCUACACAGCAAUAUUAAUUUCCACACCUACCAGCUCUGAUAUUUGUUCUUUUUUUCUAUAUUUCUUUUUUUCUGGAAGAGGACACUGUUGGAGUUUGGGUGGGAUAGAUGUUUUUUAGGAGUGUACCGGGCUGAUUAUUUUCAUGUUUAUAUAUAUGUUCUGAAGAUAUGAAUUUGUUUAUCAUUAUUUUACCUUUCCUUUUUCUUUUCUUUUUUUAUGUUGUCUUUUCAUUCUGUGGUACUGCCUAUGCCUAUUUAAUUAUUUAAGCUUUUAUUGUGUGCAUAUUCUUUUUUAUAAGGUAUCAGUUUACACUGUGUCUUUAAGGAAAUGUUAGUGAAUUGAGGGUGUGUUCCAUGGGAAGGUGGAGGGGGAACCAGGAGUUGGACGAGGAGCCCGGGGAGACAGGCCUUGUUGAGUAAGGCAUGCAGUUUCUGGGCUCGGGAGGAGAAAAGAAAUGCAACGCAUGCUGUUUGCACUGCUCCAGUCUGCCCCCAUUACCCAGAAGACACCGCAGAUGCAUUUUGUAUGAAUGUGAGUUGUGGUGUGCGCAAACGACGAUGAGCCAAAAUGGCGUCCUUGUGGCGUGAAGAAACGCACGGGGUGCGCCAAAAUGGCAUUUCAAAAGGCCUUUUGACUUGCGGUGUCAGCGAUUUCCACCAUACGAGUCCCAUCUAAGUGUUAACGGUGGUCGUGACACUGGUGCACUUUGCCCAGUAUGGCACUUCCUGGAGUCCGUUUUUAAUAAAAAUAAUAAUAAAUAAAAAACAGGGCUAGGAGCAUCUCAGUGAUACAUUUUUUGCUUACCAAAGCAGCCUUUAUCAGAAGUGGAGUCAUGCGAUUCUGUUUUUCUUUAUUAUUGUUAUUCUAAUUAUUAUGGUUAAUAGGACUACAGAAUUUGAUUGUAUGCAGAAAAACAAAUGGUUAAUUUACUAAGCCACUGUCCUCAUGUUGCCCCCAAUGAUUAAUCUGUUUUCUGGAGCUUUGGAUGGAACACUGUGAAGGCGGCGCAAAAGGUUUGAACAGCACACGAUUUUAUAUGUGAGGUGGGUGUGGUGUUAUAAUUUUGAUGGAAGCCCUUGAGUCUGACAGCAAAUGUAAAGUGCUCUAUACCCCCUGGUCAGCCAUAAUCCUCAGCAGAGGAGUAACAUCGAACAAAUGCCAAAUAAGCCGAGCACUGGACGCAUCUUACUGUGAGCCGAGACACAACACCAGAGCUUUUUGCACUUCCUGUUGUGCAGUGAUGUCACUUCCUGUCUAUGAAUCCUCCCCCUUUCCUUUUUAAAGAGUUCUUUAGUCCAGUUGCUGCAUGAAGUCUCCAAAUCAGUGUGGGUGUCAACUUGAACCAAAUAAACUCUGAAUGAAAACCAUAAUGACAAUUAUGCCAUCCAUUUUUUGUGCCCAUCUAGGAUAUAAUGUAUAAACGAAAAUACAUGCGUACGUAAAAUAAUGAAAUGAUUAAAAAAAGAUAUGUACAGUAUAGGCUAUAUUGUAAAUGGCACAAAAUGCUGAAAAGUUACGGAUGAACUUUUUAAGAGACUAUAAAUAAUGUAACAUAUUUUAUUUUAUUGGCAUGCAUAGUUUUUGUAAAUACAAAAAUUACUGAAAAAUACUACAGCUAUUAAUCUAAUUACAAAUAGUAAAUAUAACAAAAAUAGAAUGGCUUCCCGCAGACACCCUAUGUCACACUUGUUAGAUUGUGACACAAUUUGUUAGAUUAAGUAGAUUUUUUGGGGGAUACUUUUCACUAUAGAGGGGAAAAUCAACUAAAGAACUAUGUAUCAAAAAAGCAAAAAACUAUAUAUGAAUAUACAUGUAUAUGACCACCGUCCAUCACUUCCCCCCCACCCCUCCUUAACUCUGUUUUAAGCCGUUCUGAUAGUACCUGCUCAUUUAAGUUUUUUUUUGUGCAAUACAUUCAGCAAAUGACCAAAACUAUAGCCUUUUUUUUGGGUCUGCUGCCAUGGAAUGCACACUGUACAAGCAGCUUGUAGAGGAUUGUGUAGCCUGUGGCGAUGAGACAACUGCGCAACCAACAGUAUCGUUUGUACAUUUAUUGUCACCUGCCAAAUAGAAUACGAAUGUGUCCAGAAGUCCCCAGGCAUCCUGGGUGGCUUAUUUUUCUGCUCGAAACCCUCCGGUGUUGCCAGAUUCAUUGGAAUAUAUUCCCCCCAAACACUCCUCAAUGUCCCUCAUCUUCAUUUGACUCUCAAUGCAAAAUUUCCCUGAGACUUCCCUCCCCCCACCCAUAAUCCUAGCGAUCUAGAAUUCUUACUUCUGAUAACCUCCCCCGUGAGUUUGUCAGAAAAUCAUUUGACAAAAUUUGGGAGCAGUAAAACCGUAGUGUGACAACCUCGCCCUCUACCCCGAUAUCAAACCUCUCCCCCCAAAACAUGCAAGUGCCAUUGAAGUUUGAUAUUGAUUUUAUUUGUAUUUUAUUUACUUAUUUUUGUUUUUAUUUUUACAUUAACAGAUUAUUUGUUGUUCUUUUUUAACGGCACGUGCCUUUUUCUGCUUUUUUAUUGUUGAGAAUUCGCCGAAUGAUGCCGCACCAAAACGCUGAACAGUGGAUGGUAGUCUAAAUGGAGCACAAUGCGAAAUCUGUAUCUGACCUUGUGUGAGGAGUCCUAAAACCUGCCUGACGAAUGAACAAAACAUCUAAAAAGACAUCAUUAACAGUUUUUUUUUUUUUUUUUGUUUAUUUAUUUUUUAAAUUCGCAUUAUUUACCGAACAUGACCUCAAGCAUUCUUUCCCCCCGCUUUUUUUACAGGCCAUAUUGGCUAGUGAAAAAGCAGCUUGCCUUUUGAUUGGGCGUUCCGUUUUAUGCUUCUGUUCAUUUCGCACUUAACGUUCUUUUUUCGUAUGGAUAAUCAUUUCUUGUAACCAUUUUAUUUUUUGGCAUGACUGAGAUGCUAUUUUAUUUCGUUGUUGAAAUACUUGAGAACUGCUUUUUGAUUGUUGUUAUCAUUUGCCACGAAUAAAGCGGGAGAGAUAGUGUGUUGCACAACCACUUGGACUCUUAGCAAGAAUUUAUGAAAGAUUGUCUUCAUUUGAGCACGAACCUUUUUCUUAACAAUAAAGCAGCCUUCCAGUUA
Molecule: messenger RNA, 10653 nt
Organism: Anguilla anguilla (European eel)
Lineage: Eukaryota; Metazoa; Chordata; Actinopteri; Anguilliformes; Anguillidae
Gene: scn8ab
Product: sodium channel, voltage gated, type VIII, alpha subunit b
Exons: 27
Coding region: 200-6112 (1970 amino acids)
Biological process (GO): sodium ion transmembrane transport; neuronal action potential; membrane depolarization during action potential
Cellular component (GO): voltage-gated sodium channel complex; axon; plasma membrane
Molecular function (GO): protein binding; voltage-gated sodium channel activity
Source: RefSeq, a predicted model, not a curated record